CGCCGAACACUUCAGAGACGAUGGGUACCAGAAAACGCCUCAUCAGAAUUGGAUUUUCCAAGGGAGAAGAACACAAACGCCGGGGUGGAGAGAUGUUUCUAAUAACAUCCGAAGAAGAUGGCUGUCCAGAUACGGGGUUGGAGAUAGACCAUAUCGUUACCGAGGGCCAUUUAAAAGCGAAUCCAGCGUCUCAAUAUCGAUUGAAAGCAAGGUAUUCAAGUUCCAGGUCUCAGAAACUCUUUUAAUUUCUGAAUCCAAGAAUGGUAUGUGUAGAUUUCUUUCUAUCUCUCGACCUAUUGCUCAUUGGCUAUCCGAAUCCCUAAGCCACCCACCUUUGGCUAGAGAGGGAUGGGUGAUUACAAAAUUUGAAGGGAUUGUAACAGCAAAGUACCACUGGGAUUCAAACCAAUUUGGAUGUUUCGUAAGAAUCAGCGCAGGAACCGAAAGGGAGAUGUCUACUAUUUGCAUCCCAGUAGGAAGGAAAUCAGAAGGAAUUAGGCUUUUUGUAAAAGCAUUGAAUGAAGCCUUAAAACCUCAAGAAGGGAUUGUUUAUGCUGAAAAGUUACUCGUUUCUCCCUGGAGAGCCGAAGCUUCAGCUUCUCUAGAGCUGACAGACCAGAUAAUUCGGGUGGAGAGCAUAGAGGAAGAACAUUUGGGGUUUUCUUCCAUAUCCUCAAAGCUACUGGAACAAGAUGUUACACAUGGUUCUAUAAUGCCUAGCCUCACAGAAAAUGGGUUAAAUGUUGGGUUAGAAGAGACUAAGGAAGCUGAAGAUGAAGAAAAAAAGAUCCAAAUGUUGUUUCAACCAGCUUUUGAUGCCUACUUUGAAACAAUCUUCAGGGCAGUGGAAAGACAGGUUCUUGAGGCUUUGGCGAGGACAACACUACUGGAUAAACUGAAAAAUGGGACUUCUUCAAAACAUGUCGGGUAAGACACUAAGAGCAACACGAGAGAUGGUGAAAAGCAUGGAAAAAGUGACCCUUGUUCAAUUUGAAGAUUCUAAAUACCCAGCGUACAUUUCUUGUUCGAAAGCUGAUGAAAGCCUUGUGGCGGAGUUUCUAACAGGGGAACAGGCUGAAGAGUCACAAGCUACAUUCCUUAACGCUUAAUCUUUUUUUUAAUGCUUCCAGGAAAUCAAAACAAGAAGUCCUUGGUAUUUGAUUUAGUUUCAUUUAGUGCUUGUUGUCUUAAGUAUCUCAAGGGAGGGCCAAUUGAAGCUGGAUUAAUCUUGGUCCAGUCCAAGGGCUUAGAGAAAUGCGUUUUCAAGGUUUAUUUGAAGAUUAGGACUUCUACUUUAGAGUUUGCCUAAGGGUUGUGGUUUGGAGACUGGUUUUAGGAUUGGAGCAGCAUGGUUCUUCAUCAGUACAAGUAGGGCCCAACUUAGACAGCUUGGUUUUCAAACUUUUCCUUGUUAGGCUGUAAUGGAUGGAAAAUGGACGGUGAACCUGAUUGUGAUCCUUGGGUAGAUGAACUACAGGAGACCCAGCAAUGGAUAAAGAUGGGUUACUGAU
Messenger RNA from Cuscuta campestris, 1511 nucleotides. The record is from the annotation of a GenBank genome assembly. NCBI's taxonomy places the organism in Eukaryota, Viridiplantae, Streptophyta, Magnoliopsida, Solanales, Convolvulaceae.